AUGUCUGGUAAUCAAGAAAGCCAAGCGUUCAUGAUCGCUAACUCACCGAUAGUAGACGAAGAAGAGGCGGGAUCUCCGACCGGGUGCGGCUGUUUCAGGCUGCUCUCUUUCCGCUCCGGCGAGGGAAACACCAGAGCAUUGAUCGGCGGCGAGAGUGCCGCUGUGUGGUGGCGGGGAAAGGCGAAGAAGGUGAGGGAGUUGUCGGAGGUGGUGGCGGGGCCGAGGUGGAAGAAUUUGUUGAGGAAGAUGGGGAGAUAUUGCAACCCUAAGUUGAAGGGCGGUUAUAAGGCUCAGUUUAUUUACGACGCGCAGAGCUAUGCGCUGAACUUCGAUAACGGCACGGCGGCGGCGGCGGCGGCGGAGGAGGAGCAAGGCAAUGGGCUUUUCCGUAAUUUCUCGUCUAGGUAUGCUGUCCCCGCUGUCGGUCAACAAAUGAAAGCGGGACUGUGA
This is a messenger RNA of Ipomoea nil (Japanese morning glory), 450 nucleotides long. RefSeq lists its product as uncharacterized. The record is from RefSeq and is a predicted model, not a curated record. The transcript has a single exon. Lineage: Eukaryota; Viridiplantae; Streptophyta; Magnoliopsida; Solanales; Convolvulaceae. Bases 1 to 450 code for a protein of 149 amino acids.